This is a messenger RNA of Mesocricetus auratus (golden hamster), 5239 nucleotides long. RefSeq names its product importin 7 (gene Ipo7). Gene Ontology annotation, cellular component: nuclear envelope; cytosol. The transcript has 25 exons. The record is from RefSeq and is a predicted model, not a curated record. Gene Ontology annotation, biological process: protein import into nucleus. The coding region runs from base 154 to 3270 and encodes 1038 amino acids. Gene Ontology annotation, molecular function: small GTPase binding. Lineage: Eukaryota; Metazoa; Chordata; Mammalia; Rodentia; Cricetidae.
CCGAGGCGAGAAGGUUCUAUCCGGGGCCUUGGCGCUUCUCUUUCCUUUCGCGCCGGUUGCCGCUGCGGAGCGCGGCCGGUCCAUGUGCGCAGUGAGUGGCGCUAUUUCUGGCUCAGUAGCACCGGUGUCCCGGGCUUGGCCGAUCGUGCGGCGAUGGAUCCCAACACCAUCAUCGAGGCCCUACGGGGCACCAUUGACCCAGCCCUGCGCGAGGCCGCGGAGCGCCAGCUCAGUGAAGUACACAAGUCUCUGAAUUUUGUUUCAACACUGCUCCAGAUUACUAUGUCAGAACAACUGGACGUACCUGUGAGACAGGCAGGUGUUAUUUAUUUGAAAAAUAUGAUAACACAGUAUUGGCCUGAUCGGGAAGCCACACCAGGGGACAUCUCCCCAUACACAAUUCCAGAAGAAGACCGACAUUGCAUUCGAGAAAAUAUUGUAGAAGCCAUUAUCCACUCACCAGAGCUCAUCAGGGUACAGCUUACUACAUGCAUUCAUCAUAUUAUCAAACAUGACUACCCAAGCCGCUGGACUGCCAUUGUGGACAAGAUUGGAUUUUAUCUUCAGUCUGAUAACAGUGCUUGUUGGCUGGGAAUUCUUCUUUGUCUUUAUCAGCUUGUGAAAAAUUAUGAGUAUAAGAAACCAGAAGAGCGAAGUCCAUUAGUGGCAGCAAUGCAGCACUUCCUGCCUGUUCUGAAAGACCGCUUUAUCCAGCUGCUCUCUGAUCAGUCUGACCAGUCUGUCCUCAUCCAAAAGCAGAUAUUCAAGAUCUUUUAUGCCCUUGUUCAGUAUACGCUACCCCUGGAGCUGAUAAACCAGCAGAACCUGACAGAAUGGGUGGAAAUUUUGAAGACUGUUGUGAAUAGGGAUGUACCUAAUGAAACACUUCAAGUUGAAGAAGAUGAUAGACCAGAGUUACCCUGGUGGAAAUGUAAGAAGUGGGCCUUACAUAUUUUAGCAAGACUUUUUGAAAGAUAUGGAAGCCCUGGGAAUGUUUCUAAGGAGUAUAAUGAAUUUGCUGAAGUCUUUCUGAAGGCAUUUGCUGUUGGUGUCCAGCAGGUUUUAUUGAAAGUGUUAUAUCAGUACAAGGAGAAACAAUAUAUGGCUCCUCGAGUUUUACAGCAGACAUUAAAUUAUAUUAAUCAAGGAGUUUCCCAUGCUCUCACCUGGAAGAACCUGAAGCCUCAUAUACAAGGCAUUAUCCAAGAUGUUAUUUUUCCAUUGAUGUGCUAUACAGAUGCUGAUGAGGAACUCUGGCAAGAAGACCCUUAUGAAUAUAUACGCAUGAAGUUUGAUGUGUUUGAAGAUUUUAUUUCUCCUACUACUGCUGCCCAGACCCUUUUGUUUACAGCCUGCAGUAAAAGGAAAGAGGUACUGCAAAAGACUAUGGGAUUCUGUUACCAGAUUCUUACUGAACCAAAUGCUGAUCCCCGUAAAAAGGAUGGAGCUUUACAUAUGAUUGGCUCUUUAGCUGAAAUACUUCUGAAGAAAAAGAUCUACAAAGAUCAGAUGGAGUACAUGUUGCAGAAUCAUGUAUUUCCUCUCUUCAGCAGUGAGCUUGGCUACAUGAGAGCAAGAGCUUGCUGGGUACUUCACUAUUUUUGUGAAGUGAAGUUCAAGAGUGAUCAGAACCUCCAAACAGCGUUAGAACUGACGAGAAGAUGUCUGAUUGAUGAUCGAGAAAUGCCAGUGAAAGUGGAAGCUGCCAUUGCACUGCAAGUGUUGAUCAGCAAUCAAGAAAAAGCUAAAGAAUACAUCACUCCAUUUAUCAGACCUGUAAUGCAGGCUCUUCUUCAUAUUAUAAGAGAAACAGAAAAUGAUGAUCUUACAAAUGUAAUUCAGAAAAUGAUCUGCGAGUAUAGUGAAGAGGUUACUCCCAUUGCUGUAGAAAUGACACAGCAUCUGGCAAUGACAUUUAACCAAGUAAUUCAGACUGGGCCAGAUGAGGAAGGAAGUGAUGACAAAGCAGUCACUGCUAUGGGAAUUCUAAAUACAAUUGACACACUUCUGAGUGUGGUUGAAGAUCACAAAGAGAUAACCCAGCAGCUUGAGGGAAUCUGCUUACAAGUCAUUGGGACCGUUUUACAACAGCAUGUCUUAGAAUUCUAUGAAGAGAUCUUCUCUUUGGCACAUAGUCUGACAUGUCAACAAGUGUCUCCACAGAUGUGGCAGUUAUUGCCACUUGUAUUUGAGGUAUUUCAGCAAGAUGGCUUUGAUUACUUUACAGACAUGAUGCCUCUUCUGCAUAACUAUGUAACAGUUGAUACAGACACACUCCUGUCUGAUACCAAGUAUCUUGAAAUGAUAUACAGUAUGUGUAAAAAGGUUCUUACUGGAGUUGCAGGAGAAGAUGCAGAAUGUCAUGCAGCAAAAUUGUUAGAGGUCAUCAUUCUACAGUGCAAAGGGCGUGGCAUCGAUCAGUGUAUUCCAUUAUUCGUGGAAGCGGCUUUAGAGAGGCUGACGAGAGAGGUUAAGACAAGUGAACUUCGAACAAUGUGCCUGCAAGUUGCAAUUGCAGCAUUAUAUUAUAAUCCACACCUACUACUUAAUACAUUAGAAAAUCUUCGAUUCCCUAAUAACGUUGAACCUGUUACAAAUCAUUUUAUCACUCAAUGGCUUAAUGACGUAGACUGUUUCCUGGGGCUUCACGACAGGAAGAUGUGUGUUCUCGGCUUGUGUGCCCUUAUUGAUAUGGAACAAAUACCACAGGUUUUAAAUCAGGUUUCUGGACAGAUUUUGCCAGCAUUUAUCCUUUUAUUUAAUGGAUUAAAAAGAGCAUAUGCCUGCCAUGCAGAACAUGAGAAUGACAGUGAUGAUGAUGAUGAAGCUGAAGAUGAAGAUGAAACUGAGGAACUGGGGAGUGAUGAAGAUGAUAUUGAUGAAGAUGGGCAGGAAUAUUUGGAGAUUCUGGCUAAGCAAGCAGGUGAAGAUGGAGAUGAUGAAGAUUGGGAAGAAGAUGAUGCUGAGGAGACUGCUCUUGAAGGCUAUUCUACAAUCAUUGAUGAUGAAGAUAACCCUGUUGAUGAGUAUCAGAUUUUUAAAGCUAUAUUUCAAACUAUUCAAAAUCGUAAUCCUGUAUGGUAUCAGGCUUUGACUCAUGGUCUUAAUGAAGAACAAAGAAAACAGUUGCAGGAUAUAGCAACUCUUGCUGAUCAAAGAAGAGCAGCCCAUGAAUCUAAAAUGAUUGAGAAACAUGGAGGAUACAAAUUCAACGCUCCAGUUGUGCCAAGUUCUUUCAAUUUUGGAGGCCCGGCACCAGGGAUGAAUUGAGUUUCCACUUUCUUUCCUGCUGUGUGAGUGUAGUGAAGAGCUUGUGUUCCUCCUAGUAGUGGUUCCAGAACCGGUUCAUGUUAUCUACUAACUGAUCAAUAGAUGGACAGAAACCCCAGGAGGUGGGAGCUGAUCAUGUAACCUGGCACUGGACGAGAAACUAGAGGGAUCUGGGGAGGGGUUAACUUGGGGGGCUAUUUUCUUUAUUUUUUGAAGAAAGUAAGAUCCUGACUCUGAAGCUUCAAGAGACACUGUGGAAAUCUGAAACGAGGGGAUGUCAUGAAGGCAGCUUUUCUUUUUCUGAGGAAAAAAAUAGGCAUGGGCUACAGGACUAUUUAAAAUGUCUCAUUUACAGUAUAAAGUUCAAAGGUAGAUGUAAUUCUUACACCUUUAAGUAUUUGUCCAAUUUCUGUCUCUUCCUAACCAUUGGGUAUCCUUAUGUAAAUAAGAUAAGGUAAUCAGAUAGCCUUAUUCAGUCUUAUCAUUUUCAUUCAUCAGAUUGUUCCUAUGUAGAUUGGACAUUAUUGUAGCACUACAUAACUGAUUUUAAAAUCUGUAAAUGAAUUAGCACUUUCAUAUUGAAACAAGCCUGCUAGCCUAUGUAUAAAAGCAAAACUGUUUGCUGUUUAUAAAAAGGGAUAUAAUGGGGUGGGGGGCAAAGGGGUAAUUUCAGGUUAAUUAUUAAUUUAAAAAUGAACUAGCAAUUUUGUAUCUGGUGACUUUGUGGUGCACUCACCUCUGGUAGUGACUUGAAUUCGGUAUGUAAAAAGGGGUUAGUGAUGUUUCAUUGCUGCUAAAAAUGGCAACUCCCUCUGUGUCCUUUUUUGUUCCUUAAAGCUCUCAGUGUACAAGUGGACAUUUGGAUACAAGACCUUAUGUAACAAACAAAGGUGAUAUCUGAAGCAUGUAAAUUGGACAUAAAAUUCUACUCUUAAAGAGUUGAUCUAGAAUAUGGCUAAACAUCUAUAUAUGCAAUCUAUUAAAACAACUUAAUUCGGCAAUUAUGUCUUGAUCUGAUUGCAGUUUAUUCCUAAUUAUUCCCUAUUCCCAUUGACCUGUUUUUAUCCUGUAUCAGAAAGUACAAAAUGUACUUAAGAAAGACUAAUACUUUCCCAUUCCCCUUUCCUCAUCUCUUCUACCCGUCUUGAAAUGGUGUCUUUAUCCUAACUCUGUAGACUGAAGGCACAUGGUUCCCUCUAAAAACCACUAUUGAUACCACUGCAGAAUCAAGCCAGCAACAACAGGGUAGUGAGGUGGGCUUCUCCCCUCUCUUCCUAAAUGCAUGUUCAAAGAUAAGCCUUUAUUGAUCUUAAACAUCUGUCAGAUGAGUCAUACAUUGGAUUAUUUUUUAUAUACAUGUAUACACAAUAUUUCAAAUUGAAAGCAACAUCUCAGUGGAUUCAAAACUACUACAUACUGUUGUCUAAAACAAAAUUUAUAAACUGUACAAAUGAAAUGCACAUAUUGAUAUUUAAAAUGCAUAAUUAAGAAAACCCUUUGGUGUUGUGUUUUUCUUGUAUGCCAAUACUUAAGCCACUAAUGUUGGCACUGUUUGGUCUUCUAUUUUAACUCGGAAGGGGUGAAUGUAUUUCUUAAUUUAAUACUAAACUCUUGGCCAAAAGGAAAAGAUGUCUAAAUGUGUGGGUGCAAACUGAUAAUCAAGUGUGCUUCUAUUACCAUCUGAUAGUUGGGGCACCAAGUGUAUAUCCUAGGUUGCUUAAUGGAAUGUCACUAAUUUAUGAAAUCAAUAAAAUAAAAAUGGAGUAGUUAUAUAUCUGCAACAUUGUAUCUAGAGGGGAAAUACUGAAUAUUAUUAACAUCGUCUUCCUGUAUGGUUUUUUUUUUUUGUUUUUGUACCCUAGUAUCUACUUUACUUUUUAAAAUCUCAGACUUCACUGAUCUCUGAAUUGAUCCAGUUUUACAUUGUCACUGGAAAACCUAUCUAAUAAAGGUUUUGGUUAGUCCCAUA